This is a messenger RNA of Coregonus sp. 'balchen', 11077 nucleotides long. NCBI's taxonomy places the organism in Eukaryota, Metazoa, Chordata, Actinopteri, Salmoniformes, Salmonidae. The record is from the annotation of a GenBank genome assembly.
AUGAUCACCGGAGUCUCCUCUGGGAACGAUGUGUCCUUGCUGCCAGGACAGCCAGACUUGGUGUGUGUGUGUGUGUGACAGAGGCGCUACAGUAGCUUCUUCUCUGUGAUGGGUAUGUAUGCUUGUAGCUACUCUUCAAGGCUGAUUCAUUUUGAUACAAUAGAAGUAGCAGCUUUCACAACCAUUUAAGCAUUUGUUUGCCUUCCUCUUUCUCCUGGUGGUUAGGUGAUUACAUUGAAGAUCAUGGUGAAAUAGGCCCUCUCUUUUCUUUCUGUAUCCCUCUCUCUGCUUUUGAGGGGAGCCAAAAAUAACAACAGAUCUCUAGUAGUCUGGUUAUUCAUAUCUACCAAUCUAUGGCAAUUAAAAACCCUGCUUCCCAUUUAAAAAAAUCUCCACCUUAAAGUUCCAGUUCCAGUAGUGAGCACCCAUACAGCCACUCUCUUGUCCUGGACAAUAGGCUCAUCAGAACCCACGUGCUGUAGAUUGUUCUCUGUGGAUUCAGCUCUGUAUCUGCUGGGUUGCACUGUGGUCUUUCAAACAUCACCUGUUUGGAGUGAGUGAAUGCCCUAUUGUGGAAUUCCUGGCUGGGAAUGCAGUCGCUGUGUGUAACUAGCGAACUACCUCCAUCACUGUCAGCUCACUAACUAGCCUUAUUGAGCCACCAGGUAGUGACACAGCUGCCACUGAUAUUUGACAUGCCUAACGAGUCAACAGCUGUCUAACAGUAAACGCAAUGCUGUGUUUCCACCCUGUAGACCUAGGAGCCAAGGUUGCAAAGUCAACUGUGGUCAAUGCAGGGCACUUCAGCAAUGGGAAAAUUCACAUACUUAGUCGUUGCGUUGCGUGCUAGUCAAACAUCAGAGAAUUCAGGGAGGGAUUGCAAAGAGUUUCUGAGUGUUUCCCGUCCUCUAUUUGUUUGAGAUCCCACCCCUAUAAAAUGGCACAACUCAACUGUUAAUCUCUAGGGCACGACAGGGCGGUCAGAACAUGUAUUUUUCAAUAAAACCCUGUAGGGCUGUCUCAGACCCAAAAAAAAAUAAAUGUGUCGAUUGAGAGUCAGUUGUCUGUUCUUUCGACCAAUUGAUUGUUCGACAUUUUCAAACGUAUAUUUUUCCAUAUAGACACACCCUAUGUUUGAAUAAAAUCAACUAUAUGUAGGCUACUGAGCUUGUCUGAUGCUUUAACCACUGCGAUUAAAAAUGAAGACACACAAAUUUAAAAACAGACUUUGUUGAUUUGCUGUUUGAGAAGCUCCACAGUGAUGGUGAGUUAAGACAAUCAGAAAUAGUAUCAGAUCCCCAAAUGGGCACACUUACUGUACAGUAUAGGCCUACAUUUGCACUCAGGCCAGGUAGACUAGUCCUACUUCUAUAUAUGUAAUUAGGUGUGUGUCCUUACUCAAGAUUGACAGGAGCGCUCCAAAUAAAAGACAAUUAAUAAAUUGACAUCUCAUAAAUGGAAUGAAAUAAACCAAAACUUGUGUAGCCUAGGUUGUGUGCUCUGCAAACAACGUGUCCAGUCUUACAAUGACAAUGGUAAGACUGUAAUAAUAAUAAUAAUAAUAAUAAUAAUAAUAAUAAUAAUAUAUUGAAUGCAUUAACAGAAAUUACCGUCACCAAACAAGCAUUGUAGAUUAGAAAUGAUGGGAAUUAACAGUAAAUGUAAUACUGGUGUGUCUCCGCAAUGGAUUAGUCCACUCAGACAGGCGUGAAUCAGACAGGUGUCUCGUGUGGCAUAAUAAAAAAAUAUAUAUAUAUUUGCCACUGCUCGACCAAAAAAAUCUUGAUCGACCAAACAAUCGACAAUUCGACUAAAUGGGGUCAGCCCUAAAACCCUGUCCUUUAAUGAAUGGUCCACUUAAUGAUUUCCCCUCCUCCUCUCCCCCCCUCUCCUCUCUCUGGCAUUCUGUCAUUUUCACCCUCUCUGUGCUCAGGUCUCAGGCCCCCAGGUUAGGAGGUUGGAGGGGCUGCUCUGGCACCCCAAUGGUGGAACAAGCUCCCUCACGACGCCAGGACAGCGGAGUCACUCACCACCUUCCGGAGACAUUUGAAACCCCACCUCUUUAAAGAAUACCUGGGAUAGGAUAAAGUAAUCCUUCCACCCCCCCCCCCCCCCCCCCCCCCCCCUAAAAAAAUAAAAUAAAAAAAAGUGUCAAGUGGUUAUCCCACUGGCUAUAGGGUGAAUGCACCAAUUUGUAAGUCGCUCUGGAUAAGAGCGUCUGUUAAAUGACGUAAAUGUGCCCUUGAGCAAGGCACUUAACCCUAAUUGCUCCUGUAAGUCGCUCUGGAUAAGAGCGUCUGCUAAAUGACUAAAAUGUAAAAUGUUGUUGGGGGGACACUCAGAAAAACACUUCUGUUUUCUGUUGGUGGAGCUGAGAGAUUGGGCUGGGUUUGUUGUUGGCACGACAACAACCGGCGGAAUGUUUGGAGUCAGUUGCCAAGCAAUGCGGCGGGUUUUGAUUUACGAUGACGUCUUCCCACUGGCAGCGUUUUGCAAUUAGUGAUGUCGUUGAGUGGGGUGGGGAGUGCAGCAUGGUGGUAUUAUUAUGACGUUUCGCAUUUAUUUAUCUUUCUGGGACUCGUUCCUUCCACAGUUUCUCUCUCUCUGGACACCAGAAUCUCUUAGUGAUACAUUUGUUUCCUCUCAUCUGUUUCAUUUGACCCUUUCCUUAUUUUGUCUGUUUCUUCUCCCACUAGCACUUUCAUCAUAUUGCCAUAUCUUCUCCUUGUCUUUCUUUCUCUUCCUCCCACCUUUCACUCUCCCUCUCCCCUUUCUCCCUCGCCCUUUCCCGUCCCUCUGUCUGUGUCUGUGGAGCACUGCAGUUUCUGUCUCUGUCUGCCUCUGUCUCCAUCUCUCUCUCUCCCCCCUUUCUCUCUCUCUCUCCUCCUCUGUCUGUGUCUCUGGAGUACUGCUGAUCUUAAUGCCGUGAGUGUGGACAGGCCAUGUUAAUGACUAGAGGGGAUGACAGAGCUUUAGGGAGUAGUUCUGAUUGGAUACAGGGACAGAAUGAGUGGUUUGUUUCACAAAGGGCUGCUUUUAAUUCCUGGAUUCAGGUCAGGAGUAGGGCAGGCAGGCAGCUAUUGUACAAGAAUACACUGAUCUUUGGAACAAACACACGCAAACACUGGCCUGUGUAUUACGUUGAUGGAAAACCAAAUGCCGGUUGCUGUGGAUUCAUGAUCAGAUCAGUACAGAUGUCUGUGAAUGCUUAGUUUGAUGGCACCGACUAAGCUUGUGUUUGGUUUGGGAAUGUCUUAGCGGAGCUGACGUCAGUGCUCUUUCAAGUAAAUUAUGUUCACAAAACCGUCUCGCUCUCCCGACCACACACACACACACUAUUACACCCGACAUGAUGAAUGUUUAUUGAUAGUGCCUCACGAGAGGAGACUAUGAUCAUCUUCAGAUGACACACGCAUGAAACGAAGAGAUCUAGUUGAUGAGGUCACCCUUGAACACUGGUUUGUGUCACAGGUUUAUAUAUGGUUUGAGGACUUUAUAAAAGGGAGUCCAACUGUCAUGAAUGGUGCUUGAGUUUCAUCCAUGAUUAUAUGACUAGGUGUAUGUGUGUCGGGUGUCGUGUGUCGUGUGUGUGUGUGUGUGUAAGAGAUACCGCAGCUGUUGUUGUUGUAAUACUAGCAGGUUGUCCUCACAUGUCCUCCUUACCUAUUCACAUACUUUUACACACACAUGUUCACAAGCUCUGCAUGUGUUUCAUGGUUUUAUGGUUAUUACGGUAAAUUAUGUGAAACUGAGAGACCGAUGGAGGGUGUAGUGUGGAGAGGGGGAGUCAGUAGGCUAUUGCCACAGUCCUUUAUUUCCAUCAUCAGUGGGCAUAUUGUACAGCCAAACACAUUACACAAACCCACUUACUGGCUUAUUUUUCACUGCCCAAGUACUUGACACAUUCCCCAGUGCUUUUCUCUCAAUGUUAAUACUAACAGUAGUUCUUUAGAAAUAAUUUGAAUUAACUGAUAGUUCUUUGUUUCUCUCCCUUCCUCCAGGUGUGGGGGGCAGUCAGGUUCUGGUGCCCCAGAAAGUGAGUGCUGUAUUGGGGAAGAACGUGACAUUGGGCUGUAGCGUGAAGGUGGAGGCCAACCUGAGUCUUACCCAGAGUUCCUGGGAGCGCCGGCUGCCCACAGGCUCGGUGACGGUGGCGGUGUACAACCCUGUGUUCGGUAUCUCCAUCCCCCCGGACUACGUUCGCCGCCUGUCCUUCCGCUCCCCCUCCUCCCAUGACGCCACCAUCGUGUUGGAGGACGUGGGCUUCGCAGACAUUGGAGUGUACACCUGCAAGGUGGCCACCUUCCCCCUGGGCAACACACAGGCUUCCACCACCGUCAGUGUGCUCGGUAAGAAUGUACGUGUGCGUGUCUAUGUCUCUGUGUACAACACACCUCUUGUAAGUGUAAUGUGUGUGUUUGUCUGGCUAAUAGUGUGCUUGUAAGAUUCUGAAAUGUAAUUCUGUAUCUUAGUAAAGUGCUUCUUGUAAAUUGAAUUAAUAAUGCAUACCAAUAUUCUGGGGGAGAGACAUCCUACUCACGUCACUGAGCUGGAAGGAGAGUGGUAAGUCAAACUGGAAGAGGAAAAAAGAGGAGGAGGAGGAGAGAGAGGAGGGAAGGAAGGUGGUGAGAACAAGAGAUUGGAAUAAGGGUUGGUCGAUGAAGUGGCAUUGCAGUGAGAAGAGUCAUGGAGAUUUGCUGUGGGGUAAACAGUAUGACAGUUGGGUACAGUUGAGAGAGUGAGAGGAGGGGUGAAGGAAUGGGAACGAGGGAGGGUUGUAGAGGAACAGGGUGCUAUAAUUAGAGCUAGAUAAAUGCGGUGGGCAAUAAGGCAUGCGGUGUGUGUGUGUAUGUGUGUGUGUUGCACAGUUGAAACAUCCCUCUAUUUUAAGGGAUCUCCUGGGAGGGGCUGGGGUUAGAUAGAUGGAUAGAUUUAUCAUUCCAGGCAAAGCCAUGGCUUACACACACAUACAUAUAUACACACACACACACUUUUGGAAAGAUUACAGGAAGUCCCUGAGCUGCUACUGCAUAGUAGGAAAGGGAGAAACUAGAGAGAUGGAGAGAGUGGCAGAGGUGGAAAGAAAGAGUGGUAGAAAGAAAGAAACAAGAGCUUGGUGAAUGACUGAAAGAGGGUGUGUGUUUGGAACCUCUCCCAGACUCAGGAACUCAACUCUACUUCCCUAGAGGGUAUUGGAACUCUGACUAAACAGUACAGCCCUUUCUCUCCAUAUCCUCUCUCUCGCUCUCUCUCUCUCUCUCUCUCUCUCUCUCUCUCUCUCUCUCUCUCAGUGGAGCCCAAGGUGUAUGUGUCGGCUGGCUCGGUGGCUCUGAUUGAUGAGGGCAAUGAGACGGUGGUGGCUACCUGCAUCGCUGAGCGGGCCCGACCCCCCGCCGAAGUAUCCUGGGAGACGGACCUGUUUGGCCAAUCAGAGGUGACGCUGCAGGACGAGGCCAACGGCACCACCAGCACCCAGGUGCACUACCUGUGGCAUCCCACCCGCCACAUCCAGGGUCAAGCCCUCACCUGUGUGGUGCGCCACCCCGCCCUGCACACAGACUUCAGGAUCCCCUACCAGCUCAACGUGCAGUGUGAGUGUGUGCGUGAUUACCCACAAGACUGCCUUUUUUGUUCACAAUCAUUCACAGAUUAGUCAUGUCUAUGAUGAUGGAAUUUCGACAGAUUUGAUUGAAAGAUUCAUGGAAUUUCACACCGUUUCUUGGGGGGGUGGGUGAGUUUUAUGCUUUUCCAGGUGCUAUACAUGUUAAUCCUUCUCUGUGUCGUGCCUCUGCAGACGCCCCAGACAUUGUGGUGGUAGGUUAUGAUGGUGACUGGCACGUGGGCCGCCAAAGCGUCCAGCUGACCUGCAAAGCCAAGGCAAACCCACCAGCCCACUACUUCAGAUGGAUCAGGUUUGUGAGCGUGUGUGCUCAUGUUUUUAUGUGUGCACACAUCUGUUCCCACUGCAGAUUGAACAUUGAACCAGUGUUUGUGUAUAAUUGUGUCCGUCUUUCAUUUUGUGUUAUUGUAUGUGUGUGUGUGCAUCCCAGACUGGACGGGGACAUGCCAGAGGGCGUGGAGAUGGUGAACAACACAUUGCUGUUUCUGAGGCCCCUCCAAAGGAAUGACUCUGGAGUCUACAGGUGUGAGGUUGCCAAUGACAUCAACCUACGCAGCAGGGACCUGCGGAUACGCAUACAAGGUGAGAGGGGAAACACUGCUGAAUAUGCACACAGCUUGCUAUUGCACACAUUCUCCCUGUCUUUCUUAGGGAGAACUUGAAACAUAUUCUGGCCUUGAAGCUUUCAGCAUAGAGAUAAUACCAUAGAGAUGAGUCAUGAUUUAUCUCUAUGGAUAAUACUGUCUCUGUGUCUUCAUGGCUCUCACUACUAAACACUUCACUCUCACUACUAAACUUUUUUAUGGUUUUGAAACAAUGCUAUACUUUUCCAAGGAUGAGUCACAUUUAAACACACACACAGAAACACACAUGGUGCAUCCAGCAUUUCGUCAUUCUAAACCCCAAUCCGUCUAAGCUUGAGGGUGUGUCAGUGUUUGAAUUGAAGCUAGCUGCCACGCUGUAUUAGUGCAGAUUAUUUCCGGUCCUCAGAUGUAAGAGUCUUAAUUGGGGCCUGAUUAGUCUUUUAUUAGGUCUCCAGAUGUUCAACAGGAGAGGAGAGCUCCCUGGUUCUCUGGCCAAACCCAUCUGCUCAUCCCUUAGACAUCACCCUCUCCGAUCACUAACUCACUCCUCCUCUGCUUUGUCGCCUUCUCCUCUGUUGUUCCCCUGGCCUGGCAUGUGUCUCGGUCUGUCUCUUCUGUGCAAUAUGAGCAUGAUGUCCCUCAGGUUUUGUUAACUCCCUCGGCCCAUAAACCUUUCCUCUCUUCCUGAAUGAAGCUUUCAGUAUGACUACCGUACAUCUCUCUCUCCCUCUCUCCAUCCCUCUUUUUUGUUACUCUUUUUCUCUUUCUCUCUCCCUCUUUCUCUCACUUGCUCUGUACUCUCUCCCUCUGUACUGUCUCUCUCGCUCUGUGUGUGUCACGCAGUGAAAGGCAGAAGCGUGCAGUCUUGACUGAGAGAUGAUGAUGAUGAUGUCCCAGAUUCAUAAAAUAUUCACCAACUCUUUUCAACUCUCAUUCAUUAUUUAUUAUUUAUACUUUUCCGUUUGAGAGGAGCUCUGUGGUUUUGUGCGUGGUGUGUGUUCUGUGUGCGCGCCUCUGGGUAAUGUGUUUCACUCUUGUGUGUGUGCACACCCACACGUUCGUGCAGUUUCUCCGCAUGGUGUCAGAAUGACGUCAUCCUGUUGGAUCUGAGAGUCUAUCUCUACAGACAUCUGACCUGGAACUAGGACUUGAGUGUUAUUUUAUGAUGCUGUUUUAACAACUUCACAACAUCAUUGAACACUUUUAGGGGAAACCUUUCGUACAUGUGCAGUCCUAACCCAAUAAUAACCACAACUAGGGUUGCAAAGGGAGGGUAUAUUACUGGAAACUUUCUGAGUUUACCAGUAACUACUAGAAUUUUGGUAUCUUUCAUGGAUUUUAUGUAAUCCAUCACAAGACAUCUAGUGGCCCUUUUGGGUACUUCAGAUUAUCACAGGUGUCUAAUUAUCUCUGGCCCUCUGUGUGGCCUUAUCAAAUGGAAUAAGAUUUAAAAAAUAAAAUAAUUUCAUGACAAAGCUGUAAAAUAUUAUCCUAAAUAAAAACCAUAAACUUAGUGAAUACAUUUGGUGUUUAAUAUGAGGGUUUCAGCAUUAAAUAUGUUUUUGUUUUACUCUGUAAGUAUGUAUUUGGUGGCAGUUGUGAAAAAGUAAAUAGUUGAAAGUAAUGCCAUUGUUGAUUAGAUGCUUUUUUUCAUUAAUUAGGCUAUUUUCUCUUGAACCAUAUGGUCUAUCUACUUGAAUCACACAGACAAUAUAUAAUUUUAAAAAAUUCAAUAAAGUUAUUCAAGGAUAAAAUACCAAAGUUAUGAUAGAUUGUCAUAUAUUUUCUGUUAAUUGCCAAAAUUACUGAAGAUUCCGGUAACUUUGGUAAAUUACCGUUAUCUUUGCAACCCGAACCACAACAAUUAAAUACAGGACUCAGCAAGUCCGGACAGAAAUACUAGCAGAUGGAAUAAGGAGAGCAGCAUGUCCCAUCUGUGAUACUAAGCUGUUGAUGAAAGGUGCUUGAUCAUGGUUAAUCUGGCCUAAAGAACAUUAUAGGGAGCAUGUGAAGAUCUGGAUCAAGUCAUUCACAGGGAGUGUCCAAAACACUUUUUCAAACUGACUGAAUUGUAAAGGAGUGAUUUGCCGUUUUGCCCAUCUCUUUUCACUGAACCACUCCCUGACAUCUUAGUAGUCCUUCCCAUCUCUCCAAGUCCCUAACAUUUUAGUAGUCCUUCCCAUCUCUCCAAGUCCCUAACAUUUUACUAGUCCUUCCCAUCUCUCCAAUCCCUGACAUCUUAGUAGUCCUUCCCAUCUCUCCAAUCCCUGACGUUUUAGUAGUCCUUCCCAUCUCUCCAAUCCCUGACGUUUUAGUAGUCCUUCCCAUCUCUCCAAUCCCUGACGUUUUAGUAGUCCUUCCCAUCUCUCCAAGUCUCUAACAUCUUAGUAGUCCUUCCCAUCUCUCCAAGUCCCUUCCAUUUUAGUAGUCCUUCCCAUCUCUCCAAGUCUCUAACAUCUUAGUAGUCCUUCCCAUCUCUCCAAGUCCCUUCCAUUUUAGUAGUCCUUCCCAUCUCUCCAAGUCUCUAACAUCUUAGUAGUCCUUCCCAUCUCUCCAAGUCCCUUCCAUUUUAGUAGUCCUUCCCAUCUCUCCAAGUCCCUAAAAUCUUAGUAGUCCUUCCCAUCUCUCCAAGUCCCUAAAAUCUUAGUAGUCCUUCCCAUCUCUCCAAGUCCCUAAAAUCUUAGUAGUCCUUCCCAUCUCUCCAAGUCUCUAACAUCUUAGUAGUCCUUCCCAUCUCUCCAAGUCCCUAAAAUCUUAGUAGUCCUUCCCAUCUCUCCAAGUCCCUUCCAUUUUAGUAGUCCUUCCCAUCUCUCCAAGUCCCUAAAAUCUUAGUAGUCCUUCCCAUCUCUCCAAGUCCCUAAAAUCUUAGUAGUCCUUCCCAUCUCUCCAAGUCCCUAAAAUCUUAGUAGUCCUUCCCAUCUCUCCAAGUCCCUAAAAUCUUAGUAGUCCUUCCCAUCUCUCCAAGUCCCUAAAAUCUUAGUAGUCCUUCCCAUCUCUCCAAGUCCCUAAAAUCUUAGUAGUCCUUCCCAUCUCUCCAAGUCCCUAACAUCUUAGUAGUCCUUCCUAUCUCUCCAAGUCCCUAACAUUGUAUUAGUCCUCCCCAUCUCUCCAAUCCCUAAUGUCUUAGUAGUCUUUCCCAUCUCUCCAAGUCCUUAACAUUAGUGCUGACUCUAUUCUAGACAACCCUUUCCUCCUACGUAUCAGUGCCUCAUGACAUUCUCAAUGACAAUUACAUGUUUCUCUUUAUUUUAAAUGCUCAACAUAAGCUCUCCAUAAAGCCUUCAUAAGCACGCAUAACAGGCACAUAAUAAUAAUUAAAGUGUUCAUCAGUUCAUUCGACCUGAUUUUAAUGGCGGUAGCUACAGUACGUCAUGUGAUUGUCCCUCUAAAACAGUAGAUCUGUGCAAUCCGGGACAAAUCUUCUCUUCCUUCUUGCAAAGAUUUACGGGGCAAGGAAAAUAGUGUUGAGUAUCCAUGACUAACAGUUGCCAGUGUGUAUGUCAUGCAGUGCCUCUAGUUGUCAGCCAGCAUUAUGUGGGCAUUAUGAACAGCUUAUACCACACCAAAUAAGGUUUUACAGACACUAACAAAAGCCAGUCAGCAUUGAGUUCAAUUCAUGAUUGUUUUAAGAAUUUGUUUUUGCUUUGUAGAGGACUUAGUUCCAAAUCACUCAUCUCUGGUUCCUAAACUAGUAACAUCUACAUCCCUCUGCCUUACAUUGCCUUUCCAUUGUUUUGUGAUUAGUGUAAUGCUCAGUCUCACGGUCUCUGGUUUGCUACAGAUCAGCCUACCACCCAUUUGGCUGUUAUAGGCUGCAUGUUUUUUAGGCUUUAUUGUCAUUUUGGAUACAUUACCUCAAUCCCAAGACACCAAAACUUAAUUUACCAGAACUAUACGUUUUAAAGGUAACUUCAAACCUCAAGUGGUCUGUCGAGAUCUAACAACAACAACAUACUUUGGUCAGAUAACAUGUCAAUGCAAACCUGAGGCUGUUAUGAGCAUGUUGUUUUAAAUGAGGAUUGUUUGUAGUUUUCUCAUGUCUACCUAUCCCCUUUCAGUAAUAUGAUGAUGUAGUUGGCAUUGACACUCUCUACUUUUCUGUCUGGCCAUCCCUCCCUGACCCUCUCCUUCCCCCCUAUCUCCUCCUCCCUGCCUCCCUCCAUUAGAUCCUCCCACCACCUCCAUGCCCUCCACCACCCCUGCGCCUGUCCUUACUGGCUCUGCCUCCUCCUCCUCCUCCACCUCUGUGGGAGACAAGCGACGGGUCCUCUUCACUUCCCCCACCCUGGCAGCCCUGCCCCCAGCCAACCAACUGGGCACCAUCGUGAGCGGAGCUGUGGGCGGAGCCUUGUUCCUCCUGCUGCUGCUAGUGCUGGGCGGGGUCUGUUACCUCCGACAACGACAGACCUUCCGCGGGGACUACUACACCAAGCAGUACCUAGGGCCUUCAGACAUGCAGAAGGCUCCUCCACAGCACGAGCUCCACCCCACCAAGCCUGCCAAUAACGUUUACUUUGACAAGGACCGCGAGGAGUGGGGCGACUGCGAACGCAUCCACGAGCGGGACCGCGAGCGCCUCCACCUGCAUCCAACAUCAACAACCAUCAUGAACAACCACAACCACAGAGAGCCAGAGCGCCAGGCCAAUGGCCGCACUAGGGUGAUGAGGAAUGGAGAACACCAUGACCACGACCACCUGCGUAGCUACUCCAGCCCCCACCAGACAGGCCAUGCCAGAUACGCUGCCCCGCCACACCCGCUGAGCAACGGCUCCCCCUACCUAUCGGAUGACUGCUGUGACAGCGGGGCCGAGGGGGACUAUGUCUCCCAUACGGAUGGCUCAGUGAUCUCACGCAGGGAGUGGUACGUCUGA